ACGGUAUCACUUCUCGUUUUGGUUUCAACGAGAGGAGGAGAACACACAAUCGGAACAGCUGCCGGAUACUUGAAGACAAGAUGCUAGCGAAACUACUUCUUCUCGCUUUGGCGGGGCUCACUGCUGCCUACCAAUACGAGAACUCGUUCAAGGGCUACAAUCCUGGCUAUAAGGGCUACGAUGCUGGCUACAAGGGUUACGGCUACGAUGCUGGCUACAAAGGCUACGGAUACGAUGCUGGUUACAAAUACAACAACCAAGGCUACAGUUACAAGAACGGUUUCGAAUAUGGAUAUCAGAACGCCUACCAGGCUGCUUUCUAUAAGCACCGUCCAAACGUAACCGAAUUCGAGUUCAGCUCAUGGAUGCCGAACUACGAGUACGUCUACAAUGUGACGUCCAAGACCAUGACCGCUCUGGCGGAAUUGGACGAUCAGUGGACUGGUGUUUUCACCCGUGCCUACCUGGUCAUCCGUCCCAAGAGCCGUGACUACGUCGUGGCUUACGUCAAGCAGCCAGAAUACGCUGUCUUCAACGAACGCCUGCCACACGGAUAUGCUACCAAGUUCUAUCACGAUAUGUUCAAGUUCCAACCAAUGCCAAUGAGCAGCAAGCCAUUCGGAAUCCGUUACCAUAAGGGCGCCAUCAAGGGUCUGUACGUCGAGAAAACCAUUCCCAACAAUGAAGUCAACAUCCUGAAGGCUUGGAUCAGUCAGCUGCAGGUUGAUACCCGUGGAGCCAACUUGAUGCAUUCCAGCAAGCCCAUCCAUCCUUCCAAGAAUGAGUGGAACGGCCAUUACAAGGUUAUGGAGCCAUUGGUUACCGGAGAAUGUGAAACCCAUUACGAUGUCAACCUGAUCCCAGCCUACAUGAUCCAAGCUCACAAACAGUGGGUUCCUCAAGGACAACUCCGUGGUGAAGAUGAUCAGUUCAUUCAAGUCACCAAGACUCAGAACUUUGACCGUUGCGAUCAACGCAUGGGUUACCACUUUGGAUUCACCGGAUACAGCGAUUUCAGACCCAACACCAACCAAAUGGGAAAUGUUGCCUCCAAGUCUUUGGUUUCAUACAUGUAUUUGACUGGAAACUGGUACAACUUCACCAUCCAAUCGUCCAGCAUGAUCAACAAGGUGGCUAUCGCUCCUUCCCUAGUGAACAAGGAACCAGCUCUCGUGUACGCUCAGGUUAACAUGACCCUCAACGAUGUCCACCCUUACGAUAAGGUCCCAAUGGGCCCAGCCGAAGAUCUGAAGGUGUUCGUCGAUUUGGUUUACAGCUACAACAUGCCAAGUGAUAAGAAGAACUACGUUCGUCCUGGCAACGAAACCUCCUCCUCCUCAUCGUCAUCUUCUUCAUCGUCCUCCUCCUCAUCGGAAUCUAGCUCGUCCAGCUCUGAAUCUGUGGAAAACCCCAAGAUCAGCCCCGUUGAGCAGUACAAGCCUCUGCUGGACAAAGUUGAGAAGCGUGGAAACCGCUACCGUCGUGAUCUGAAUGCCAUCAAGGAAAAGAAGUACUACGAAGCUUACAAAAUGGAUCAGUACCGUCUGCACCGUUUGAACGAUACUUCAUCCGACUCCAGCAGCUCUGAUUCCUCAUCAUCCAGCUCGUCGGAAUCCAAGGAACACCGCAACGGCACUUCUUCCUAUUCCAGCUCCUCAUCGUCCUCUUCUUCAUCGUCCUCUUCUGAGUCAUCCUCCUACUCAUCCUCUUCUUCCUCUUCCUCGGAGUCCUACUCCAUUAGCAGCGAAGAGUACUACUACCAACCAACACCAGCUAACUUCAGCUAUGCUCCCGAAGCUCCGUUCCUGCCAUUCUUCACCGGAUAUAAGGGAUACAACAUCUUCUACGCACGCAAUGUUGAUGCCAUUCGCUCAGUCGGCAAACUUGUUGAGGAAAUCGCCAGCGAUCUGGAAAACCCAUCCAACUUGCCCAAAGCCAACACCAUGAGCAAGUUCAACAUUCUGACCCGUGCUAUCAGAGCCAUGGGAUACGAAGACAUUUACGAGCUGGCCCAGAAAUACUUUGUUUCGCAGAAAGAACGUCAAGUCGCUCAGUUUUCCGACAAAAAAUUCAGCAAGCGCGUUGACGCUUGGGUUACCCUCCGUGAUGCUGUUGCUGAAGCCGGAACCCCAUCCGCUUUCAAAUUGAUUUUCGAUUUCAUCAAGGAAAAGAAACUGCGUGGAUACGAGGCUGCCACCGUGAUUGCUUCCUUGGCCCAAUCUAUCCGCUACCCAACCGAGCAUCUGCUGCACGAAUUCUUCCUCCUGGUUACCAGCGAUGUUGUUUUGCACCAGGAAUACUUGAAUGCCACCGCUCUGUUCGCUUACUCUAACUUCGUCAACCAAGCUCAUGUUAGCAACCGUUCAGCUUACAACUACUAUCCAGUAUUCAGUUUUGGUCGUCUGGCUGAUGCCGACUACAAGAUCAUCGAACACAAGAUCGUCCCAUGGUUCGCUCACCAGCUCCGUGAAGCCGUCAACGAAGGAGACAGUGUAAAGAUCCAGGUCUACAUCCGUUCCCUCGGAAACCUUGGACAUCCACAAAUCCUGUCGGUAUUCGAGCCAUACCUGGAGGGUACCAUUCAGAUCACUGACUUCCAGCGCUUGGCCAUUAUGGUCGCUUUGGACAAUCUGGUUAUCUACUACCCAAGCUUGGCCCGUUCGGUGCUUUACCGUGCCUACCAAAACACUGCCGAUGUCCAUGAAGUUCGUUGUGCUGCCGUUCAUUUGUUGAUGCGCACCGACCCGCCAGCUGAUAUGCUGCAACGCAUGGCCGAGUUCACUCACCACGACCCAAGCCGCUACGUCCGCGCUGCCGUCAAAUCCGCCAUUGAAACUGCUGCCUUGGCUGACGACUACGACGAAGACAGCAAGUUGGCCCUUAAUGCUAAGGCUGCCAUUAACUUCCUGAACCCAGAAGACGUCAGCAUUCAGUACUCCUUCAAUCACAUCCGUGACUACGCUUUGGAAAACCUCGAGCUUUCAUACCGUCUGCACUACGGAGAAAUCGCUUCCAAUGACCAUCGCUACCCAAGUGGACUGUUCUAUCAUCUGCGCCAAAACUUCGGAGGAUUCAAGAAAUACACCUCGUUCUACUAUCUGGUUUCGAGCAUGGAAGCUUUCUUCGAUAUUUUCCAGAAGCAAUACAACACCAAGUACUUCGCUGAUUAUUACAAAUCUGCCGACUACAGCACUAACUACUACAACUUUGACAAAUACUCCAAGUACUACAAGCAGUACUACUACAGCAAGGACAGUGAAUACUACCAGAAGUUCUACGGACAAAAGAAGGAUUACUACAACGAUAAGGAGCCAUUCAAGUUCACUGCACCACGCAUUGCCAAGCUGCUGAACAUCGAUGCUGAAGAGGCUGAGCAACUGGAAGGACAACUGUUGUUCAAAUUGUUCAACGGAUACUUCUUCACCGCUUUCGAUAACCAAACCAUCGAAAACCUCCCACAUAAGAUGAGACAUCUUUUCGAAAAUUUGGAAGAUGGCUACGCUUUUGACGUUACCAAAUUCUACCAGCAACAGGAUGUUGUUCUGGCCUGGCCUUUGGCUACUGGUUUCCCAUUCAUCUACACCCUGAAGGCCCCAACUGUCUUCAAAUUCGAGGUUGAUGCUUCUGCCAAGACCCACCCGCAAGUGUACAAGAUGCCAGCUGGUCAUCCAGAAACCGAAAACGACGAUUUCUUCUAUAUGCCACAGUCUAUUAACGGAUCCGUCGAUGUGAACCUGUUGUACCACCGCAUGGUUGAUGCCAAGGUUGGAUUUGUCACUCCAUUCGAUCACCAACGUUACAUCGCUGGUUACCAGAAGAAGCUGCAUGGUUAUUUGCCUUUCAACGUUGAAUUGGGAUUGGACUUCGUCAAGGAUGAGUAUGAGUUCGAAUUCAAAUUCCUGGAACCCAAGGACGACCAUCUGCUGUUCCACAUGAGCUCGUGGCCAUACACUGGAUACAAGGACAUUACCGAUAUGCGCCCGAUUGCCGAAAAUCCAAAUGCCAAGAUUGUGCACGAUGAUAACCAAUCUACCAAGACCAUGGAACACACUUUCGGUCAGGAUAUGACCGGUGUUGCUCUGCGAUUCCACGCCAAAUACGACUUUGAUCUGAUCAACUUCCAACAGUUCUGGAGCUUGGUUCAGAAGAACGACUUUGUUUCGGCUGUGAACUAUCCAUUCGCUUACCAGCCAUAUGAAUACCAUCAGUUCAACCUGUUCUACGAUUCCCAGCGCACUCACGCCAAAUCGUUCAAGUUCUACGCUUACCAGAAGUUCGGUGCUCCUUCCUUCGAAGAAACUGGACCCAAGCACCCAGCCAACCGUCACUCUUACUCUGGAAACUAUUACGAAUCAAACUACGCCCAACCCUUCGUCUACAGCCCUGGAAGCCAGCGCCGCUAUGAACAAUUCUUCCGCAAUGCUGCUUCUGGAAUCAGAAAUAGCUUCGUUCGUUACUACGACUUCGGCUUCGAAUUCUACGCUCCACAGUAUAAGAGUGAAUUUACUUUCACAACCGCUUUCGCUGAUAGUCCAGUUGACAAGACUUCCCGCCAGCUGUACUACUUCUAUGCCAGCCCAAUGUUCCCAAGCCAAUCGUACUUCAAGGAUAUUCCAUUCAGUGGAAAGCAAUUCCAGUUCUGCGCCACCGCUACCAGUGAAUUCCCACGCGUUCCUUACCUGAAGUUCUCGGACUUUGACAAAUACUACGGAGAUGCUAGCCAGUACUUCGAUUUCCUGUAUGGUGAAUCUUGCCAAGGAGGAGCUCACAUUGCUGUGAAGGGUAAGCAGAAGCAGACUGGAAAGUACCGCGAAUACCUGCGAUUCUCGGAUGUUGCUAAGGCUUGCAAGGAACAGAUGGCCAACGGAUACUACCAAUUCGAGGAAUGCCAACAGGCUAUCGAUCAGGCUUACUAUUACGACUUCUACGAUUACGCCAUUGAGUACAAGGAUGUCGGCUCUGUUGCCAAGAAUCUGACCAACAAGUUCUACAACUACUUCCAGUACGCGUUCUACCCGUACUUCGAAUCGAACUUCUUCUACCAUGGAAAGUCCAACUACAUCAAGGCUGAAUUCGAAUUCGCUCCCUAUGGCGAUUACUACAACGCUUCGUUCUUCGGACCAAGCUACGCCUUCCAGGUUCAGAACUACCCGGUCUCCAAUGACUACUCUACAUACUUCCCAUACUUCUUCAAGUACACUUUCUUCCCGCGUUAUCAACCAUACUACAUGCACCGUCUGCCAGCGCACAAGCCCCGCAACCGUCCGUACUACGAACUUUCCAACUACGAACAGUUUGCCAUCUUCGAUCGUAAACCACAGUAUCCUUCAUGCUCUUUCUCCAACGACUACUUCUACACCUUCGACAACAAGAAGUACUUCUACGAUAUGGGAGAAUGCUGGCAUGCAGUGAUGUACACUGUGAAGCCAGACUACGACUUCUACGCUCAACAAUCCCACUUCUACAACUCUGACUUUGAGUACAAGUACAAGAACGGAUUUGAAGAGUACGAACAGUUCGCUGCCCUGGCCCGUCGUGGAUCUGACAAUCAGCUAUACUUCAAGUUCCUGUUCGGAGACAACUACAUUGAAGUUUUCCCCAACAACGGUGGUAUUCCAUUUGUAAAGUACAACGGACGUCCAUACGACAUCAGCAAGAGCAACAUUGCCCACUUCGAAUACAAGGAAGGCUACCCAAGCUUCCCCUUCUUCUAUGCCUUUGCCUACCCGAACAAGGAUUUGGAAGUCAGCUUCUUCGGUGGAAAACUGAAGUUCGCUACCGAUGGAUACCGUGCUCGCUUCUUCUCGGACUACUCGUUCUACAACAACUUUGUCGGUCUGUGCGGAACCAACAACGGAGAAUACUUCGAUGAAUUCGUCACCCCAGAUCAGUGCUACAUGCGCAAACCUGAGUUCUUUGCUGCUUCCUACGCCAUCACUGGCCAGAACUGUACCGGACCAGCCAAGGCCUUCAACUAUGCCUACCAACAGAAGGCCAAGCAGGAAUGUGUCAAGCGUGAGGUCUACUACGGUGACAUCAUCUACAAUCAGGAAUACUACCACCCCCGCUACCGCUACUACAACCACAAUGUUGAAGAGUCCUCCAGCUCUUCAUCUAGCUCCUCUUCCGAUUCUUCGUCCUCGUCGUCUUCCUCGGAAUCCAGCUCUCGUUCCCGCUCUGGCAGCUCAUCGUCUAGCUCGAGCUCUGAGGAACAAAAGGAAUUCCACCCACACAAGCAGGAACACAGCAUGAAGGAAUGCCCAGUUCAGCAUCAGCACCAAUUCUUCGAGCAAGGUGACCGCACUUGCUUCUCCCUGCGUCCUCUGCCAGUGUGCCACUCCAAGUGCGUUGCUACGGAAAAGAUCAGUAAGUACUUCGACGUCCACUGCUUCGAGAAGGAUUCCACCCAGGCUAAGAAGUACAAAUCCGACAUUGGUCGCGGCUACACUCCUGACUUCAAGAGCUUCGCCCCACACAAGACUUACAAGUUCAACUACCCGAAGAGCUGUGUCUACAAGGCUUACUAGGAAACGACAUUUGCAGAUCCCAUUUUUGUAUGACGAACCAAUGAACUAACGAAAUAAAUUAUAAGGCAAUUUUUAAA
Molecule: messenger RNA, 6604 nt
Organism: Aedes aegypti (yellow fever mosquito)
Lineage: Eukaryota; Metazoa; Arthropoda; Insecta; Diptera; Culicidae
Product: vitellogenin-A1
Exons: 3
Coding region: 81-6527 (2148 amino acids)
Biological process (GO): lipid transport
Molecular function (GO): lipid carrier activity
Source: RefSeq, a predicted model, not a curated record